Messenger RNA from Silurus meridionalis, 2205 nucleotides. Its product is annotated as CD63 antigen-like. The coding region runs from base 325 to 1164 and encodes 279 amino acids. The record is from RefSeq and is a predicted model, not a curated record. The transcript is spliced from 9 exons. Lineage: Eukaryota; Metazoa; Chordata; Actinopteri; Siluriformes; Siluridae. Gene Ontology annotation, cellular component: membrane.
GCCAAAAUUUUAGCUCCACCUCCUAUGAUUCUGUUAUGUAACAGAGUUCAUGGUAGCAAAGCAAGUCCAAUUGAAGCACAUAUUUCUCGCAGAGAGCAAGAAUGUCCCAGGGCUUUGCUUGACAGUCGACUGGAGGCUCAGUGGAUUCCAAAUUUGGUCAUUUUCCACCAGCAUAACCAAAACAUUACGAUGAGGUAUCUUUAAACAACACUGAAACAACGCAGCCUCUGCCAAGGACCGCAUUAAAAACACUCGUGGGACCUCUGCUUAUUUAUCAUAAGAGAAGCAGGAACCCAAGCGCCCCUUUUUUUCUUCUCUGACACAAUGGCUAAAGGAAGUGCUUUCAUGAGGAGACUAUGCAUCGUCCUGAACCUUCUGCUCGGGUUCCUCGGGCUGGUUUUGCUUCUGGUCGGGAUCGUGGCAAGCACUUUCAAGAUCGAACCACUGAUUAGUGGUUAUUACUGGCAAGAUGGGACUCAGAGUGUGCUCUUCAGCAUUGGGUUUGGAUUGGCUACCAUCCUGAUCUCCAUCCUGGGAGUGUAUGGAGCAUACCACGAGCAUAUCUUGGCUCUGCUUUUGUACAGUAUUUUCAUGAUUAUCGAAUUCGUCGCUCUCCUGGCGCUGACGAUCAUAGCUAUAAUAGCUCAGCCGCAGGUGGAGAAGAGAAUUGAAGAAAGUUUUGGAAACAUGACCUCGCUUUAUAAUACAGACGAGGUUUUCCAUCGGGAGCUUAACAAACUACAACAGGAGGCCGAAUGCUGUGGUCUGCUCUAUUACACUGACUGGAGAAAUCAUAUACCUUCUUCAUGCGACUGUCCUCCAGACUACCCGGAAAAAGAUGCCAGAUGCACGAAAGUCAGCGGCAACGUACAAAACUAUAGAAGCAGUGAGGUGAAAAAAAAAACUGGCGCUGAAGCGGUGACCGAUCAGAGUCCGAUGCGCUACGUUUAUAAGGCGCAUUGUGGCCAGUUCUUAAUAAAGCAUGUAAAGAACGCCUUGAGGAUCCUGUUUGGAAUCGUCUUUACCUUGGCUACUAUUAUGCUGGCUGCCGUAAUCGUUGCCGUGCUCCUGUGGCAUAAAAUCAACUCGCGGUUGUCCAUCACGGGCAUCUCACACGACGACGACAGGACGAAGUACGAACUCCAACCGCACAAAAUGGCCUGAGGAGAAAUCUCAGGAGGAUCUGAGGAGAAAUCUGAGGAGAAAUCUGAAGAGGAUCUAAGGAGAAAUCUGAGGAGAAUCUGAGGAGAAAUCUGAGGAGAAUCUGAGGAGAAAUCUGAGGAGAAAUCUGAGGAGGAUCUGAGGAGAAAUCUGUAUAACCUCAAGGAGACAUCUUUCUCCAUAUAUAUGUUUCCAGUAACAAAUCAUUUAUCUGCAGGUUAAUUCAAGAAAACUCAUCUUCCAUUCACUAUAUCCCUCAAAUUUUUAUAGCAGUUGAAAUGUGUAUAUCCUUGACCUAAUAUGUCUUUUUAUAUCUUUAUAUGCUGGAAAUAACAGGUGAACAUGCUAAUCAGAAAGGAUUCAGAGAUUUAAGACUAAUUUCAAAACAUUAAGCCAUUCCCGUGUUUGAGAUGUGUUAGUGAGUGGACACUGGUGCUUUGGGGUGGAGACGUUUGUCGUAGUUUGUUAGCGCAAAAAUCUUGAACAAAACUGCCUUACCAUUAGCACCGAAAAACAAAACUAAAGCUUUUUAUUGCACUGAACAAAAGUUUCUGAACAAAACUUACCAGCUUGGCUUGGCUACAAAGCAGAGUUUUUUUGUUUUGUUUUGAUGAACGAUGGCUGUAUUAGCGUAAAAACGUACCCGAGAUUGAAAUUGAAUCCAGAUUAUUGAGCGAUCCAGACUGACUGCAGGACUAAAGCGCUGCUGCACUGCUUUCACUAUUAGUAAACAGUCAAAUUGCACAAAUUGUCCAUUUGUUUAAAGAUAUAUAGAAAUAUAUAGUGUAUCCACCUGUUUCCUUUUUUUAAAAAUCGUUUUUACCUUUAUGGCUUUUUUGAGUUUUUCAAAAAUUUGACGUAAAACAGAAGUUUGCGAAUUUGUUUUUCGCAUUUUUCAUUUUCAGAUGUUUCGGGGUGGAGGAGGGAAUUUUGGGAUUGAAAAUGAAAGUAGACGUGGACCGUUAACUAAAUAUUAGUAAAAGAUGAACACAAGUGAACACAACAUGCAGUUGUUAAAUUAAGGUUUUUAUUAUUGAGGGAAAA